AUGAUUGCAUCUCAUUUUGAAGCAGGUGAAUAUGCUUUCGAUCCACUGACAAUGUUACCCAUUCCUCUGCCUCCGCUUUCUUUCACUUCUUCCAUCGAUCAAUGGUAUUCUGCCUUUCUGAGAGACGUUGACAGCAUUCUAUACAGCUCUAAUCAGCACCAUUGUGGUAAAGGGUGUCAGCGUAUAUAUAACAGCAUGAAACAAUGUCAGGCCCACUUUCCUCGUGAAAUUAUUCCUGAGACUAUCGUUGAUUUGAACAAUGGUGCGUUGCGUUUCAAAAAAUUGGAACCUUUCCUUAACACUUUCAAUCCUGUGCUGACAUAUUGUUUUCGUUGCAACACUGAUGUUACGUGUAUGUUGUCAGGGACACAUGCUCGUGCUGUGGUGGCUUAUAUUUCAGACUACAUUACAAAAACACCGUUAUCUGCACAUGCAGUUUUUGAGGCAGUUCUCAAUGUGCUUGGUCAUUUAGUGACAUGUUCUCUGAGCAUCAAUCUGAUGCUCACAAGGCUCAAACAAUUCUGA
Messenger RNA from Laetiporus sulphureus 93-53, 525 nucleotides. RefSeq lists its product as uncharacterized. Lineage: Eukaryota; Fungi; Basidiomycota; Agaricomycetes; Polyporales; Laetiporaceae. The transcript has a single exon. Bases 1 to 525 code for a protein of 174 amino acids. The record is from RefSeq and is a predicted model, not a curated record.